Drosophila santomea is the source of this 3180-nucleotide messenger RNA. It is a transcript of the gene Np, whose product is annotated as serine protease filzig. Lineage: Eukaryota; Metazoa; Arthropoda; Insecta; Diptera; Drosophilidae. The transcript is spliced from 8 exons. The record is from RefSeq and is a predicted model, not a curated record. The coding region runs from base 1 to 3180 and encodes 1059 amino acids. Gene Ontology annotation, biological process: proteolysis. Gene Ontology annotation, molecular function: serine-type endopeptidase activity.
AUGGGUGCACAACACACGGAUACAGAUACAGACACCUAUACGUACACAGCAGCCAGUAGGGCGCUAGAAACCUCAGAUCUAACCCCCAAAAGAAGUGGAGCAUCAGCCCCGUCCAGAAUGCCACGCCCCAGCCUCUUCUUCAGCCUUCUCACGGUGGGCAGCCUGCUGCUGAUGACGGCAGACGCCAGUCCCGUCUUUGUGGAUAAUCCCAGCUUAGCACAGUUCCAAUCUGGUCGAAACAUCCGUCAUCUGCCCUGCAUCGUUCGCAAAUCGGGACGCUCUGGAGUCUGUAUGUUUGCCAUCGACUGCAUCAAGCAGAAUGGCACCCACCUGGGCACCUGUAUCGAUCGCUUCUACUUUGGCUCGUGCUGCGCCAUGAAGGAGGAAGCUUCACUCUUUGCGCCGGAGAUCAACGACAACAGCAUUGACCAGAACACCAUCUCCCACUUUUCCCACGAGUCCACCACUCUGCCCACCAGUGCCCUCUUCAAGCUAACCACCGAAAGCAGCUUCUCCAGUAGCAGCAGCAUCAGCAGCAGCAACAGCGGUAGCAGCACCACCCAUCAGCACACCACCAACGAGCUGCUCAAGAACGUCACCCAGUCCUAUCUGAGCACCGCGAAGCCGUCACCUGUUCGCACCACCGGCAACGGCACGCUCUCAACCACACGCCGCCCACCACUGGCACACACCACCCACAAGAACUCACACUACGUGGUGCGCACCACUAUGAAACCCAGUGCCGCACCUACGACAACGUUUACGCCAACUAUUAAGCCACCACGGCGGCGCACCACCACCGCCAAGCCGGUGCUAACCACUGCUCCGAUCUUGGAACAGCGCAUCGAAACCACCUCGGUGCCCACCAAGUUUGUGACUUUCCAAAUUGUGGAGACGACAACGCCAGCGGUGACCGAACCUACUUACCAGCAGGAGACAACAACAACUACCACCAGGCGACACACAAGACCAACGGGAAGCAGCUCCGCAGCCAGUAGGACAACCAGCAAAACAACAACCACUAGCACCACUACCACAACAACCACAGCAGCUCCACCCACUACAACGAGCACGAAAGCGGCCGCAACCACCCAACGUCCAACACCACCGCUGCGCACCACCACGAGUAAGCCGCACAAAACUCAUUCCAGCAGGAGGCCAGCACCUGCGAAAAAGCCAGUGAGUACGACCACUACCACCGCCAGUGGAACGCAAUCCACACGAAAGCCGGCUGAUGGUCUGGCCACAAGCAGCACCACUGCAAAUGCCACCACAGCCACCACUUCGCCAGCUCGCAGGCCAGUGGCUCAGACGAGCAGCAGCAAUACUACCACCAGCUCCACAUCUACCACAGCCACCGUCUUUAAGGAUGAACUGCCCAAGAACCGCACCACAACCAGGUUGCCAGAACGCACCACUCAAGCCCCGCGGCCCAGGCCGAAACCCACCGGGGAAAUCGUCAAGGUGCCCGCUCUGAUUGCUGAGUCAACCACAACCACCGUCACGAAGGGUUCAUCCAGCAGCAGCAGCAGCAGCAGCAGCAGCAGUAGUUCUUCAAAGCCUGCAGCAAGUAGCACCACUCCUUUGAUAACCAAAAAAAAGCCAACCACCACCAACGCUCCAACUACCACUACUACUACAACUACCACAACCACAACGCCGAAACCCACUCGAAGAACGAAGCCUCCCACAACAACAACCACUACCACUAAGGCUACAACAACAACCACUACUACUAAGGCUACGACAACCACCACAACAACAACUACCGCGAAACCCGUGACCACCACCGAGCCACCCACAAGUGCACCCCUAACAACAACCACCAAAAAGACCGGCCUAAUCACUUGGACUGACGUGAAGGCUGAGCCACCGACUAAUGCCAGUAUUUCGAACGAUUGGCAGCCUGCACCACCUUCUAACUGGAUGCCACUGACCACCGAAUCCAGUGAAGCCGCUGACAAAACAUCAGCUCCCGCAGCCCCACCUAGCGCCACCGACAAAGUGGUCAUCUCAGUGGCCACCAGUGUCAGUGAAGUGGAGACCCACGGAACGAGCAAGCCGCAGAAGACCACGAAGCCACCGAAACCCACGGGCACAGCCAAGCCCACAACAACAACAACCACCGCAGCAGCGACAACCACAGUGAAAACCACAGAGGCACCGGCGAGCAGUAUAGAAUUAGCCUCAUCUACAUCAUCUUACACGGAUCUCAGCAGUGAUUUGGCAGCCAGCAGCAGCAGCAGCAGCACCACCACCACCACCACCACCACCAGCACCACCAGCAGCCCGACAACCGCAGCUGAAACCACAGAUUACAGCGGCGAAGAACCGAACACAACGACCAUCGAGGCUACAGGCAGCACCACCGUGGCACCCGCCAAUGCAUUGGAGGGCGUCGAUUACAAGGAAGUUUGCGGUCGUCGCAUGUUCCCCGAGCCCCGCAUCGUCGGUGGAGCCAAUGCGGCCUUUGGACGCUGGCCCUGGCAGAUCUCCCUACGCCAGUGGCGCACCUCCACGUAUCUGCACAAGUGCGGAGCUGCCCUGCUGAACGAGAACUGGGCGAUCACGGCGGCCCACUGCGUGGACAAUGUGCCACCCUCCGAUCUCCUGCUGCGCUUGGGAGAGUACGAUCUGGCGGAGGAAGAGGAGCCCUACGGCUACCAGGAGCGUCGAGUGCAGAUCGUCGCCUCGCAUCCGCAGUUUGAUCCGCGCACCUUCGAGUACGAUCUGGCUCUGCUCAGGUUCUACGAGCCCGUCGUCUUCCAGCCGAACAUCAUUCCCGUUUGCGUGCCCGACAACGAUGAGAACUUCAUUGGCCAGACCGCCUUCGUCACCGGCUGGGGCCGCCUCUAUGAGGAUGGACCCCUGCCCAGUGUGCUGCAGGAGGUGGCCGUGCCCGUGAUCAACAACACCAUAUGCGAGUCCAUGUACCGCUCCGCGGGCUACAUCGAGCACAUACCGCACAUUUUCAUCUGCGCCGGCUGGAAGAAGGGCGGCUACGACUCCUGCGAGGGCGACUCCGGUGGCCCCAUGGUGCUGCAGCGUGAGUCCGACAAGCGGUUCCACCUCGGAGGUGUCAUAUCCUGGGGUAUUGGGUGUGCGGAGGCCAACCAGCCGGGCGUCUACACCCGCAUCUCGGAGUUCCGGGACUGGAUCAACCAGAUCCUGCAGUUCUAG